Leptonychotes weddellii (Weddell seal) is the source of this 1684-nucleotide messenger RNA. Lineage: Eukaryota; Metazoa; Chordata; Mammalia; Carnivora; Phocidae. The record is from RefSeq and is a predicted model, not a curated record.
UAUAAGAAUAGGAUACUAAAAGGAUGUGAGCUUAUAAAACAUGCUUACAUAUAUCAGUGCUAGAUUUUUUUUUUUAAAAGGCAUUUUUUUAACAAUUUCCAAUUGCACAUAAGUCCCAUCACAGAUGCAUUUAUUAUAUGCUCAGGUUAAGGGGGGGAAGGAAUUCAGUAGAAGCAGGGAUGGGAAAAUAUAAGCUACCAUGUCCUGAGUGCAUUCCUAGAACUAGGUUCUGAUAACUGUCUUUUGGACUAUUUCACAUAAUCCUUAUUACAAUCUUGUAAGAUGAUUAUUAUGAUUGUCAUUUCAGAGAUGAGGACACUGAAUCACAGAGACAUUAAUAACUUUCCCAUGGCCAUACACAGGCAUUCAGAUAGACAGCAUACACAGAAAUGGCCCUUUCUCCAUGGCAGGCUGAAAGAGGACACAAAAGACUCAAGCCAGGAAUAACCUAUGCCGAACCCUCCCCUCAGUCAUCCCCGAGUAUUUCCUGACACGUAUUUUUGCUCACAGUCCAUCACAACUAAAGAAUGGGGCUCAACCUGACACUUGCAAAAUUACCAGAUAAUGAGCUGCCCAGCCAAGGGAGUCACGCUCCAAGUAACAUGAGCUAUGGACCCGGGAAGAACACAACUGUUAACAACGAAUUUGACACUAUCGUCUUGCCUGUGCUUUACCUCAUUAUAUUUGUGGCAAGCAUCUUGCUGAAUGGUCUAGCCGUGUGGAUCUUCUUCCACAUUAGGAAUAAAACCAGCUUCAUAUUUUAUCUCAAAAACAUAGUGGUUGCUGACCUCAUAAUGACGCUAACAUUUCCAUUUCGAAUAGUGCAUGAUGCAGGAUUUGGACCUUGGUACUUCAAGUUUAUCCUCUGCAGAUACACUUCAGUUUUAUUUUAUGCAAACAUGUACACUUCCAUCGUAUUUCUUGGGCUCAUAAGCAUCGAUCGCUAUCUGAAGGUGGUAAAGCCAUUUGGGGACUCUCGCAUGUACAGCAUAACUUUCACGAAGGUCUUAUCUAUUUGUGUUUGGGUGAUCAUGGCUGUUCUGUCCUUGCCAAACAUCAUUCUAACAAAUGGCCAACUAACCAAGGAAAAUAUUCAUGACUGCAUGAAACUUAAAAGUCCCUUGGGAGUCAAAUGGCACGAAGCCGUCAUUUACGUCAACAGCUGCUUGUUCGUGGCUGUGCUGGUGAUCCUGAUUGGAUGUUACAUAGCCAUAUCCAGGUACAUCCAUAAAUCCAGCAGGCAAUUUAUAAGCCAGUCAAGCCGAAAGCGGAAACAUAACCAGAGCAUACGUGUGGUUGUGGCAGUGUUCUUCACCUGCUUUCUACCCUAUCACUUGUGCAGAAUUCCUUUCACUUUCAGUCACUUAGACAGACAUUUAGAUGAAUCUGCACACAAAAUUCUGUAUUACUGCAAAGAAAUGACACUUUUCUUAUCUGCGUGCAAUGUGUGCCUGGAUCCAAUAAUUUACUUUUUCAUGUGUAGGUCAUUCUCAAGAAGGCUAUUCAAGAAAUCAAAUAUCAGAACCAGGAGCGAAAGCAUCAGGUCACUGCAAAGUGUCAGAAGAUCGGAAGUCCGCAUAUAUUAUGAUUACACAGAUGUGUAGGAGUUAGAGGCCACGAAGCCUCCUAAUUUGUUUAAGUCAAAGUGUACAGAAUGUAAAUAAAUGUUUCUUUUGAUUAUCCU